Messenger RNA from Corythoichthys intestinalis (scribbled pipefish), 1578 nucleotides. RefSeq names its product syntaxin 2b (gene stx2b). Gene Ontology annotation, biological process: exocytosis; intracellular protein transport; synaptic vesicle fusion to presynaptic active zone membrane. The record is from RefSeq and is a predicted model, not a curated record. Gene Ontology annotation, molecular function: SNARE binding; SNAP receptor activity. Gene Ontology annotation, cellular component: endomembrane system; synaptic vesicle; SNARE complex. NCBI's taxonomy places the organism in Eukaryota, Metazoa, Chordata, Actinopteri, Syngnathiformes, Syngnathidae. The transcript has 11 exons. The coding region runs from base 331 to 1212 and encodes 293 amino acids.
UUUUUUACCCCUAUGAAGUUAUCAUACAGUAUAACAUAAAUGCUUUAUUCAAGAUUACUGGUAUAAGGUAGGACGUUUAUCAUCUCUAGAGAGCGCUAAGGGGAGGGACGUAAAAAGGCGUUUACAAGGAAGAGUUAGUAAAGAUCUUCGAGUCAGAAUCGUCGAUUCAAUCCCAACUGUAUACCCACAUGUCCCUAUGAUUUCACGGUGCGAUAAAAUUUGUUCGACACUCGUCGAGCGUCCUUGCCGCUCAUGGAGCACCGCUUGAUGACCCUGUGGGACUUUUCAUAGAAUGAAGUAAACUGUUCCGUAGACGAGCUGGCUAUUGUGAUGAAGGAUCGACUGGUCGAGCUGACUGCUAGCAGAACCUCGGCGGAGGAAGAUGUUGCAGUCUCAGUGGAUCGAGACGGUUUCAUGGAGGGCUUCUUCAGGAGGGUGGAGGAGGUUCGAGGACUCAUUGAUAGGAUACACUACCAAGUGGAAGAUGUGAAGAAGAUGCACAGCAUGAUAUUGUCUGCACCCCACCCAGAUGACAGAACAAAGGAUCAUUUAAAUGCACUGACCAAUGACAUCAAAGGGAAUGCCAACGUUGUGAGAACAAAACUCAAAUCCAUGGAGCAAAACAUACCUAAGGAUGACGCGACUAACAGAUCCUCUGUUGACUUCAGGAUCCAGAAAACACAGCACACGGUGUUGAUCAGAAAGUUUGUGGAGGUAAUGACCCAGUACAAUGAGACACAAGUUUCCUUUAGGGAACGAAGCAAAGGACGUAUCCAAAGACAACUUGAAAUAACUGGAAGAGUGACCACCAAUGAAGAACUGGAAGACAUGCUAGAGAGUGGAAUCCCUUCCAUCUUCACAUCUGAUAUAAUUUCAGACUCCAAGAUCACACGUCAGGCUGUGGACGAGAUUGAGUCACGACAUCAGGACAUUAUACAACUGGAGUCCAGCAUCAGAGAAUUACAUGCAAUGUUUAUGGACAUGGCAAUGCUGGUUGAAACUCAGGGUGAAAUGGUCAACAACAUUGAAAACAACGUUUCCAAUGCAGCUGAAUACAUUUGUCGUGCUAAAGAAGAAACCAAAAAAGCAGUAAGAUACCAGAAAAAAUCCAGACGGAAAUAUAUAAUCCUUGCCUUUGCGCUCCUGAUCCUGCUUGCUGUCAUUGCCUUGAUUGUUGGUUUGUCUGUUGGUCUAACCAAACCUCCUGCUUGAGACAGUGAUCACAGCAAAAGAAUCUGCACUGCCUUGCUGUGUUUCGAGUUGUGGCUGUCCUCGUUUCACUCAUCACACUAGUUGGUGCCUUUGGGUGAAGGAUUACAUAGGUCACAACCCCACAGUAAUCUCUUGUUCCUGUAGUCAUAAAGCUUACAAUAGCGCCAUCUCAUUCACCAUAUAACAGCAUUACAGGGAAAAACACAAUCAGGUAUGACAAGUUGUCUUCUGGACUUUUUUACAUCACUAACACCAGACUGUGAGGCGCAAAUCUGUGCCAGGUAAGCGCCUAACCUCACUGUUCAUUAACUGAUUAGAUUCAGUUUUUGGAACAUAUGAUAUAUAUACAGUGGGGCAAAUAAGUAU